This is a messenger RNA of Thalassophryne amazonica, 2346 nucleotides long. It is a transcript of the gene atad3, whose product is annotated as ATPase family AAA domain containing 3. The record is from RefSeq and is a predicted model, not a curated record. Gene Ontology annotation, biological process: mitochondrion organization. The transcript has 16 exons. Bases 88 to 2103 code for a protein of 671 amino acids. Gene Ontology annotation, cellular component: mitochondrion. NCBI's taxonomy places the organism in Eukaryota, Metazoa, Chordata, Actinopteri, Batrachoidiformes, Batrachoididae. Gene Ontology annotation, molecular function: ATP binding; ATP hydrolysis activity; zinc ion binding.
CAGCGUGACAUGCAUGUGGAGGAAGGAAGCGGUCUGACAGAUUCUGAGUCGGCUUGUCUGUAAAAGUCUGUAUUAAUUGUGAGGAAAAUGUCGUGGCUAUUUGGUAUAAAGAAGCAGCCUGAGGUGCCUCCUGCGCUCCCGCUCGAGCCUCCUCCUCCUCCCCCGGCCGGGGGCUCGAGCGGCGGCGGAGACAAACCCAAGGACAAAUGGAGCAACUUCGAUCCCACCGGGUUGGAGCGGGCAGCUCAGGCGGCCAAGGAGCUCGACAAAUCCCGACAUGCCAAAGAGGCUCUGGAGUUGUCACGCAUGCAGGAGCAGACCGCUCAGAUGGAACACCACAGCAAAAUGAAGGAGUAUGAAGCAGCGGUUGAGCACCUCAAAGCUGAUCAGAUCCGGCUCCAGGGUGAGGAGAAGAGGAAAACUCUGAAUGAGGAGACCAAGCAGCAUCAGGCGAGAGCUCAGUACCAGGAUCGGCUCGCCAGACAACGUUACGAGGACCAACUCAGGCAACAGCAACUCCUCAAUGAGGAGAACCUGCGGAAACAGGAGGAGUCUGUCCAGAAGCAGGAGGCCAUGAGGAAAGCAACGAUAGAGCACGAGAUGCAGCUUAGACACAAGAACGAGCUUCUUCGAAUCGAGGCAGAAGCAAAAGCACGAGGCCGCGUGGAGAGAGAGAAUGCUGAUAUAAUCAGAGAGCAAAUCCGCCUGAAAGCUGCAGAGCACAGACAGACGGUCCUAGAGUCCAUAAAGACUGCGGGUACUGUGUUUGGAGAGGGAUUCAAGGCCUUUGUGUCUGACUGGGACAAAGUCACAGCCACGGUGGCAGGAUUGACCCUUUUAGCUGUGGGUGUGUAUUCUGCCCGGAAUGCAACAGCGGUAGCAGGACGUUACAUCGAGGCUAGGCUUGGGAAGCCGUCAUUGGUCCGUGAGACGUCUCGGUUCACUGUGAGAGAGGCAGUCAAACAUCCAAUCAAGAUGGUCAAGCGGCUACAGAGCAAACCUCAGGAUGCCCUUGAGGGCGUGGUGCUCAGUCCUGCUUUGGAAGAGCGAGUGCGUGACAUUGCCAUAGCAACAAGAAACACGAAACAGAACCAUGGCCUGUACAGGAACAUCCUCAUGUAUGGCCCUCCAGGCACUGGAAAAACUCUCUUUGCUAAGAAGCUGGCAGUGCAUUCUGGCAUGGACUAUGCAAUUAUGACUGGUGGUGAUGUAGCACCCAUGGGCCGUGAUGGUGUUACUGCAAUGCACAAGGUCUUUGACUGGGCUAACACGAGUCGUCGUGGGGUGCUACUUUUUGUUGAUGAAGCAGAUGCAUUCCUUCGCAGGAGAGCCACUGAGAAGAUUAGUGAAGACCUCAGAGCCACGUUGAACGCUUUCUUGUAUCGCACUGGAGAACAGAGCAAAAAAUUCAUGUUGGUGUUGGCCAGCAACCAGCCAGAGCAGUUCGACUGGGCCAUAAAUGACCGCAUAGAUGAAAUAGUGAAUUUUGCUCUUCCGGGACCUGAGGAGAGGGACAGACUGGUACGGUUGUACUUUGACAGAUAUGUGCUAGAGCCAGCCACUGGAGGGAGGCAGAGGAUGAAGCUGGCACAGUUUAACUACGGUAAAAAGUGCUCAGAGAUAGCAAAGAGGACAGAGGGAAUGUCUGGAAGAGAGAUCUCCAAGCUGGGCGUUGCCUGGCAGGCAGCAGCGUAUUCCUCUGAAGAUGGGGUGCUGACUGAGGCAAUGAUUGAUGCUCGGGUCGACGAUGCUGUCAAGCAGCACCUUCAAAAGAUGGACUGGCUGCAUGGAGAAGGAGAGGAGUCUCAGUCCAAAGGUCUGCACACCAGGGUGACUGGGAGCGGCGGCAAAACGGGCUUUGUUCUGCCUCCCACGGCGCCACCGCAGUCUCAUGGGGUUAUGGGUACAAAAGCUGAUAGUAAAAGUAAACCCUAUGAUUUAACCUCGCCGUCUUCAGACACUUUGGACAAACGUGGGGUGCAGGACUGUGAGCAUUCUCUCAAAGCAGGAACUGAGACGGCAGCUCAGACUGCUGAUGGCAAAGGUCACAUGGAGAAGGAAGGCAAGCCUGGACUGGCUCCAAAAAAUGGGACCCCAGUCUGAGGUAUAGGUUGUUUUAGUAGGGUUGCCUGGAUUAUUAGAAAAACAGUGCAGCCUUCUUUUAUAAUUUGAUAGUCUGUCUAAAAGUCUUUGUGACAAAGAUGUUUGGGGAUGAAAAUUGCAAACAAUUCAUGAUUGAAAUGAUCCCUGAGAGUCUAAUGUAUACAAUGGAACAUGUACUUGACAAUGAAACUAAUAAUUGUAUGACUGUAACCUGUAUGAUUAAAUUGUUUUUUGUAAACAUUU